GCCUGUCUAACUUUUCAUCUUGACAAUAAGAUCAGAGAGUAGAGUCGCAUUACAGCAGCCGCGUUUCAUGGGAAAGCAGCCGAAAAUGGUUCGCUUCUGACAGGCCACCAAACAUUGGAUAUACUUUGAUUUCUGUCGAUACGUUUUUUAAUACUUUGGUUUGAAAACAUUCUUCCUGGAGAUUAAGAAAGCUACAAGUGGUCGGAGGAAAACUCGGAAAACACGCCAUCGUAGGAUGGACAAAUCCGAAGCUAUGAAAGUAUGCAUGGCCCUUGUUAUUUUUAGUUUGGCACUUGUGGGUCAUGGAGCAGCAGAGCUGGGGGUUUCAGCUGAUCACCAGAACCGCACAGCCAGACAGAUGACCUGCUUAGAGAACCAUGAAUAUCCUCACAACGGAUUCUGCUGCAAAAACUGUGAAGCUGGCACUUAUGUGAAAGAGAAGUGUACCAGUGGCCAGGUCAUGGGCAAAUGCUCGCCCUGUGAGAAGGGCACGUAUGCAGAGCACCCUACUGGCAUGGAGCAGUGUCUGCAAUGCAGCCAGUGCCACAGAGAUCAGACUGUGGUUGCAGAAUGCACCAGCACAAGCAACACUAAGUGUGAUUGCAAAAUUGGCACCUUCUGUCUGCCGGAUGAACCAUGUGAAGUGUGCAAGAAAUGCACCAAGUGCAAAGCUGAUGAGGAAGAAGUGAGCGGGUGCACUCCCACAUCCAAUACAAAGUGCAGGAGACGCCCCUCUCACCCGACAGAAGGCCCGACAGAAAAACCAUCAGCCUCAAAUAGCACUGGCACUAUAGUUGUCAUUGUGUCAAUUCUGAUUCUACUGGUCAUAUGCGCGAUAGUCGGUGCAAUAUUGUUUUUGAAGAGAAGGCAAAGACAACAAAGUGAGACUGAUGGCAAUCUUGAGGAAGUGAAGGUUCCUAUUGAUGAGUGUCCAAGAUCAGAAGAGGAGCAAGAGAACAGCCGAAAUGCAGGACUGGAGAAAGAGGAGGAGCACCGGCCAGAGUCCCGGCCACUCUUAACACAAGAAACACAGGAAACAGGCAGCAAGAGCAUCCCAGUGGAGGAUGAGGAUCGAGGACUGGGAGACAGCCUGCCAAACACAACCAGCUCUUCCCAAACCAGUCUAUCUGCACUCCCUCAAAUCAUUGGGGAUUCACCGCGAUCCAGCCCCCCGGCCCAGAGACCGACCGACAGAGAUCAGACUGAAUCAUGGCCACGGGAAGACGAUCCUCCCAGAAAACUCCUCCCUUUGCUCGGUGAAGAGGAAUCUCUGAGCAAGAGCUUUGACCUGUUUGACUCUCUGGACGUGCGGUACCACAACAAGUUCUUCCGCAGCAUCGGCGUGAGCGACAACUCCAUCAAGCUGGCCGAAACCCAGCAGCCCAUGGACAAAGUCUACGACCUCUUGCGGGUAUGGAUGCAGAAAGAAGGCCUGCGGGCAAACAUUAACACGUUACUACAAGCACUGCUGGACCUAGACCAGCGCUAUUCAGCAGAACACAUUGCCUCUAAGGCUGUGGAAAGAGGCUACUACAAAUACGAGUGAUGCCUCUAUAAAGACUGCAAGACGUUAUCGUGGAGAGGUGUUGAUUCAGUUUGAAUUCUCCCCUGUUGGGCAUGAACUGAAUGGAGAUUUGGCAGAAUCACCCUCUCUGUAGCGCCCACAGUGAGUUUACAAGCCAACACUGGACCCUUUUUAAAAGGAUUUACACUGGCUAUCAGGCGAGGGCGCUGUUUUCCCUCUCUAUAGUGCAUUGUGGUGUUACUUCAUGCACUGGCCUCAGGCUUUCAGGUUGGUCUAAAGCCUGCAUAUAGAUGUUUUUAAACCUUUGGUUUCACCAAAUGUUCAAACUUAAACAAGCGUUAUGUAGUUUUAGUGAAUAUCCUCACACUACACUUUGUCGUAUUUCAGCCUCUGCUACAAACCUGGUUAC
Danio rerio (zebrafish) is the source of this 1934-nucleotide messenger RNA. RefSeq names its product tumor necrosis factor receptor superfamily, member a (gene tnfrsfa). NCBI's taxonomy places the organism in Eukaryota, Metazoa, Chordata, Actinopteri, Cypriniformes, Danionidae. Gene Ontology annotation, cellular component: membrane. The record is from RefSeq and is marked validated. Gene Ontology annotation, biological process: signal transduction.